AGAGAACACUGCCGCGGCCAAUCAGCGGCCUCGGGAAGCGUGGAAUAGAACGUUGAGACACCGCCGGCUUCCCCCGCUGCCCACCCCGAUUUUCUCCACAUGCUCCUCCCCUGGAUGCUGUUGUUUGUAGUGUUUUAGCUGCCGAGGAGCUACGAGAGGGGCGGGAGGGGGACAUCAACAUACCCUUGUUCGUGCCGAUUGAAGCAGGAGGGGGAGGCCGAGGGGGCGAUUCAUCGGCUCUGAAGCUUCGGAUACACAGAAGCGGCUUGGGAGUUUUGGGGAGGAAGAGGAGAAGAAGGGAUCCUUUGUGGAUUUCCCCCUCCCCGGAACACUCACGCAUACCGCCGGCGCCGUGUUUGGCUCUCCUCCUCCUCCCUCCCUCCCUUGUUGUGGUUUCGUUUCUCUCGCCAUGUCGGUGAAUAUGGAGGAGCUUCGGCAUCAGGUCAUGAUCAACCAGUUCGUGCUGGCUGCGGGCUGUGCGGCGGAUCAAGCAAAGCAGCUGCUGCAGGCGGCACACUGGCAGUUCGAGGUGCGUUGAGACCCCUUCUUUUUUACUCACGCGGCACCCCUCCCCCCCCCCACCCGCAAUGCCGACGAGCGAAAGGUGGCGGAAAUUAAUGCGAACCCCCCACCUCCAAUUCUUAGUAGGGUGGCGGGUGGCGGAAACAGUUGCCUGUGGUGGUGGAUUUGCUUUCAGCAAUAGCCCCCCCUCCCCCGCACCACACAGAUCCUGCACCCUUUUGUGUAACGUGGGGGGGACGGACGGCGGAUUUCUGCUGGCAACAGAUAAAUAAACAACCCAUCAAAGGCAUUUAAAGAACGACUGCCUCCUCCCGGAGUAGUAAGUGCCUUCCGGGGCUGGGAAUGCGCUGGGCCUUUUGGCGUGUUGACUAAUCUCUUGUUGCAGCUGGUCGUGGGAGAAAAAAAAGGGGGGGUUGGACGCACAUUUAUAUUAUUGUAAUUGUUAGGCCGGGAGAGAACGGCCGCUGCAUCACAUUUGUGGUCGGAACAAUCGUUGGAAUAAUUAUUUCCAAAAGCCAUGAAGCUUCCAGUUGAAGGGAAACUCAGAAUCGCUCUAAGAAUUGAAACCUCCAGUAGGCCAUGCGGUAGUUAGGGGGGGGGGAGAGAAAGACGACCGGUUUGCUUCUGCUUAUCUAGCCCCCAUCCCCCUAAUAGUAAUUUACUUCUUGACUAGGCCACCAGGCCCUUGCGGAAAAGAAGUGUCAAGGAGACGACGGCAUUUUUUCCCCUCGACCGGGGAAGGGGGUGUGGGAUCAGUUUCGAAGCUUGGCCUGUGUUUAGUAAUCUCUCGCACCCUAACACACACACACGUGUGUGUUUGCAUGGUGAAACAUAGCAACAUCGUUGUUUUAAAGAGGAACGUGGUCAAAUUCUGCCCAGCCUUGCCGAGCUGCUUUAAAGGUGUGCUCUUUGUUUUGGUUAAUAAGGCUGGAGAGCAGGAAAAGAUUGGUUUGAGCCAGCAUCUUGACCACAGAUGCAAUAAGGCUCUUUGUUCACUUUCACUAGAUAAAGUGUUUAUACUAUACUAUAUUAUAAAUUAUACUAUAAAUUUCGUUCCCUCUGCCCCUCUUGUUGUUUUAAAUCUAAACAAACACUUGUAUUUCUGAGUUGAUCGUCAAUAUUUUUUUUUUUUUAAAAGAGGAAACCACCCCCAAUUGCAAUUGGGGUGUGUGUAUGUUCCCUUACAUUCCUCAGCCUCUUCUUCUAGGCUCCUGCCUUUUGGGGGGGGGUGUGAACACCUCUUGUAUUGUGAAGGCUGGGGGGGGGGGGAGCUGUGUUUGUUUUGGGUUUUCUUCUGUCUCUUUUGUUGUUGUUGUUCCUGUUCUCCCCUCCCAAAAGGGAGAGGGAAGACAAAUUAACAUUUCAAAGGUGUCCCAAGCCAAUGCUGAAGAAUGCAAGGGCCCAAACUGGGCCUGUGUUUGUCAACUUAGAUUAUUUGCUGACACUUGAAGUAUUUGAGGAGGGGGGAAAAGAAGCAUGUCAGGAGGUCUUCUCCUUUUCUUUUUAUUGCUGCAAAAAUCUUGCUGCUAAUCCCUGCCCUCCAACUUCACUUAUUUUGUUCAGGCUGUAGCCCCUUGUUCUAAUUGUAGGCUUGUGUGUUUUUUUUUUAAACAUAGACUGCUUUGAGUGCUUUUUUUCAAGAAACCAACAUUCCUAACACCCACCACCACCAUCAAAUGGUAAGUAGCUCAAACUUCUCAGGUUCACGCUGUUCUUCACAGUAUCUUUGUUUCUUGUGGGCUGAAGUGAAAUUUUGCAAUUGGAGUAUGUGUUUGUGUGUGAGUGUGUGCCAUUUUUUUUUUAAAAAAAGAGAAACACUUUGCAUAUUCCUUGCUUCUGUGGACUAAUAAACCCAGAACAAAACUGCCUUAGUCCUUUCCCCAUAAGCUUAGAAAGCACCUUCUAAACGACAAAUCAAAGACCACCCCCCUCCUUAACAGCAGUUGACUUGUCAAACCAUGUAAAUAUGAGGAGGAGGAACUCUUUUGCCUUGUAUGUGCAACGUCUGCAUAAUUUUACACAACCUUUGAUACUGGGAGGGGAACAUGAGCCUGCAGCCAGCAGUGGUUGUGCAUUCAAAGCUGUCAGCUCUUCAGACAGCCAUAUUGCUCUGCAACAAGAGAAACACACAGACUGCAAAUGUAAACAAGAGCCAAAAUGUCUGCCAGGAAACAUGGACUUCUGUUUCUCUCUUCUCCUCCCUCCGCCCCCAACCUUUGUGCUCACAUAAAUCUAUCUUACUUAUGUUUAUGCUCUUGAAUAACUGGAAAACCUUCAGGGUUGGAGGGAAGGAGCAAAUUCAGACAAAGUUUGGGUUUUUAUUCCCCCUGCCUCUGCACGUUUUGUCUAAACUUGAGCAAAACUUUACAUGACCUUGACUGAGGGCAAGUUUCUUUGGCAAGCAAAGGAAGUGUUUUUUUUAAAAAGAAAACUAAACCAGUGCUGUGUGCUAGGAUAAUAGAAGAUAGAGACUUAAGCUGCAGCUCUCCCCCCCCCCCCAUACUUGGCCAUUGUUAAAACCGAUGUCUAGCCUUAGAAGUGGGGGGGGAAAGACUGGGGAAGAAAUAUCUCAUCGAAUUUUAAUGCUGUUUGCUUGCUACUUGGGCAGUGUAGAUUUUAUUACCCUGAGAACCUACUAGUUUUCCAUUUGAAUUUAGGGAACAUUUUCAAAGCGUUUUGUUUUUGCUAUUGCAUGCCCAUAUCUGUAAAGCUUUAGCUGCAGUAGGAAUGUGUAGCUAUGUAAGAGCGAUCCUGUUUAUUCAAAUAGCCACAAAUUUAGUUAUGUAGUGUUCUACCUUUAGAUAUGCUCAUUAGAUUCUUAGUUAUGUUCCUCAGGCUGGCCUUAAAAUAGAUUAAAGUGAAUCAUAUGAUAAAGUUAUGAGAAUGUAAAAACAACAAAAAGAGACAAAUUAAUAGGAAACAUCCAGCAGGGAACAUUAGAAGGGUCCGUAUCAUAAAAUUUCCUGAAAUGGAUAUUUUUGUGCAUGUCUUACUCCUUUUAAGGCAUUUUUGUACUGCUUUUCAGGAGAACCUAACAAAGUGAUUUAUGGAAAAUAAUUACAACAUUCCUUCAAAAAAAGUAAAUUAGGAUAUUUACAAUCUCAGUUAAAGACUCUUGUGCAUUUUCAAGUUCUACGGGGUUAGACAUAGCUGGAGAGGAUGUUUAGCAACUUUGGGGCCACUGCCAAAUAAGCCCUGUACUUAAACAUUAAGUUUUCAUGUAGAACAGAUUCUGAGCCUGUCACCCCUGGCUAAUCUUGGGAAGAGAAGACUUUUAAACCAUGAUUCAUUCUGGGCAUAGAAUUAAGGUUGUUUUAUGUACCUUCCCUAUGUGAGUGUAAGAGUUGGGGAAAUGUGCACACUUUCACUUGUGAAACCCAUGAAAAUGUAUGUUUUGUCACAGUUGCACAUACCAAAAUACGAAAGUUUUGAACAUGACUGCGUAUGUAUGUAACUGCACACAUUUACUCCUUUUAUUGAUAUUGGAAAGGAAUAUCACAUGCACAAUGGCCCCCACCAGCUAGUUGAGUUAAGAAAACUAAUAAUUGGACAUUGAAAGUUUUAUGGGGUAGGUUUUUUUACUCCAAGCUGAUUAAAUUGUGUCUUGGGAUGGUAAAAUGUCCUAGAAUAAAAGCCAUGAUGUGUGUUUUAUCAGAGGAAGGGCACCUAACUGCUUUUUUUGGGAGUGGGGUUGAUUUUUCUUUGAAAAAAAAUGGAUAGUAUUUUUUAUUUUACCACAAUAGAUUAACAUUGGCCAGGGUGGGGAAAACACAUCCCAGUGUCAAAAAUCAGUGGAGUCCUCGGGUUGCGAAUGUGAUCUGUGCGGGAGGCACGUUCGCAACCCACACUGUUUGCACCCUGAAGCACCGCGUUUGCGCAUGCGCGUGAUGAGAUUUGGCGCUUCUGCGCAUGCGCGCAACGCAAUGAAACCUGGAAGUAACCCAUUCUGGUACUUUUGGGUUCGGCGUGGUCCGUAACCCGAAAAUCCGCAACCCGCAGCGUUCGUAACCCGAGGUAUGACUGUAGAUUUUGGAGGCUAUUUUUUUUUGUCCCAGGUGUAUUUUGUGUACAAAACAAAAUUGUAAAUGGUAAGUGACUGAAAUUUGAGGACACUGUUUGCUAUUCUCCAGAUGACAAAAAAAAAUUAAGAAAACUCUUUUGGUCUACUUCUGUAUGUAUAUAUUUUGCAAUGAGCAGUGUGACCCAGUUUUCUUGGAGAUAGGUUAACUUUAGCAAAUGUUCGUUUCCAUUUGUCUUUUUUGUGUAAUGGGCAUGACCUGGUUUACAAUGCACUUCAGAAGCAUAGGAAGCUGUCUUGCCGCAGAUUGGAUUAUUUGUUCAUCUACCCCCACAUAUAGUCUCCUCUGACUUUAGUAUAUCAGGCAGAGAAAAGUCUGUCACCUCAUCUGCUCCGUGAUUCUUCAGGUAGUGAAGCUGAGGUUUGCAUGCAAAUAAUGUUUUCGGGAAUAAACAAAGCUUUGGGGGUGUAAAGCCCUUUCACAGUUUCACAGAAGUAUUAACGAUAAUCAGGAAAUGUCUGUAUUAGUUUAUCAAAGGAAAGCUGAGUUCUCAAAGAUGGAGAAUUGUUGUGCUUUUAGAAGAUAAUUUCCGUUUGUCAUGCCAAGGUUAUAACUUUGGGUUAAAUAUCUCUCUUGUUUUGAUUCCUGGAAUAAUUCAAGAUUUUAUUAAAAUAUUGAAUCAGCAUUUUUUCUUUGAAAUGCAAUUUAACAGCUCCCUACUCUAAAGUAUCUUUAGUCUGUUUAAAGGAUCUUUUCUCCCACCCACCCCCUCUCCAUAUGGCUUCACAAUGUCCUCGUCUCUCUGGUUUUGUUUAUCAUUGCUCUGGUUUUGCCUUAUCACUAGUAUUUUAUGAAUGCCUUAUCAAAGUUCAUGUGUUAGGUUCUUUCUUCCCCUUCAGCAGAGUCCUCCCUCUUUUUGUCAGGGGUGUGCUGUGCAAUACAGUAUAGACAAGUAAAUUCAAGAUGUUGGGAAAUAAACUGUGGUAUAAGAGGAAUGGCCUGUAUGAGGUGGCAAGAGCUGGAAUCCUGAUUCAUAUUCCACUGCCAGGUUUGUUGGAACACGUUCCCUGUGGCCAGUGAGCUAAUUUAAGCUUGCUCUUUUAAUCCUGAAUGUGAAAGUAGAUCUCUUGUGUUUAGAGGUUUGCUUGAAAACUUGCAUACAGUGUCCUUGAGUCGCUUCACAUGUGACUUACAAGGAAUUCAAGCCCAUCCCAAGUGGUGAGGCCUACUAAGUUCUCUGAGACCUCGUUGACUUUCCUGUCUCCUGGUAACAUUAAACCUCUAAAUCAUAAAUCAGCUAACCCUAGAUAUUCUGCACUUGGGGCUGCUGAAUGGGGUUUUAUGCUGCAGUGUUAAAAUGUGUACAAAAAGUUUGCCGAGUUCUCCAGGAAAAGGGGAAAUAAAACAGGCCUCUUGACCCUUCGGUUAAGCAAGUAUGGGGGACUUUUGGCCCUCCAGAUGCAGUGUUAGAAAUUAGCCAGGCAUGUUUUCCUACUGGUGUGGGUCCAGUUGUGACUAUGUGGAGAUUUCUGGGCACCAAGUUGGCACCCACAGUUUAAAAACCUCUGCCUUAGUCCACAGUUAUUUCCACUUCCACUGAGUGUGGUUCUCCUUCUUGCAUGCUGGGACAAGUGAAUUCUUGUAAGAGCAAGCUACAGUCAAGCAAUGUAGUUGAGAUCACAGUCCAACCUCCUGGCAAAUAGACAUUCCGUCGUGGCUACUGUAACCCAGAUUUAAGGUGCCAUUUGGCACCAGCUUAUAUAUUUGAGCUAACACUGUCCAGAUGUAGAUUCAGGUAGGUAGCCGUGUUGGUCUGACGCAGUCGAAAAAAAUAAAUGAAUUGUCCAGUAGUACCUUAGAACCCAACUAAGUUUGUUCUGGGUAUAAGCUUUUGUGUGUAUCUGAAGAAGUGUGCAUGCACAUGAAAGCUUAUACCCAGAACAAACUUAGUUGGUCUCUAAGGUGCUAUUGGACAUUUUUAUUUAUUUAUUUAUUUAUUUAUUUGUCCAGAUGUUGUUGAACUACAGCUCCCAUCAGCCUAGGUAAGCAUCGCCAGGCAUGAUGGGGGAUGUAGUUCUGCAACAUUUGGAGGGUCAGAGAUUCCUCACAUCUGGAUUAGAGUCACUGGAGAUGCCAUCUUGAUCCUUUAUUGGGUCCAGUAGUAGCAGCCUUUUUAUUAUAUAGCUAGGAUGUUUCACAUGGGCACAGACCACACUUCUCCCAUGCAUCUGCCCCAAUAUAUGGCUUUAAAAAGUCCAGCUUUACUGGAAGGCAUUAUGUGUCUGCCGCCAGAAAUCUGGCUCCUGAUUACCUUAAUCUGCAUGAUGUCAUCUUAUUGUGAGGUUUCGAACUAUGGCGGGUGAGUAGGUAUGAUACAUAUAGGAAGCGACAAACCCUGGUAUGUGCGUUGCAUGCAAGAAUUCCCAUGUUUCAAGUGCUGCCAUCUCCAAAUACAGCUGAGAGAAGCUCCAGUCUGAAUUCUUGGAGAACCAUUGCCAGCUAGCACAUAGACAGUACUGAAUUAGACAGGACUCCAAGGUCUGACUUGGGGAGAAGGCAGCUUGCCUGUGAUUGGCAGCUGGGGUUUGCAGCACAUCGAAUGGAGCCAGGCACCAUUGAGGGUUUGUCAUUUGGGUGUGUGAGACAUUGCUAAGGGUAAGUAAGGGAAAGGUGAUGAUGCCCUUUUUGCAUCAUGGAGCUAGACAACAUUCCAGGGAUCACCAGGAGUCUCGGCUAAUCAUGUCCAUACCUGGAGCCAAGCUGGAAUCUUGACGGAGCCCUUUCAUCUUGUGCAGUCCCUUCUGCAGCUCAGCUAGCGGUCUGAAAGAAGCAAGUAGGAUUUCAGAUUUGAUUCAAGGUGUUUGAAAUGCUUAGCACACAGCGGGGGAGCCUAGUUCAGUGCCUGACUGCUACAGGGAGCUUAGCCUGUUUAAUCUGUUUUAUAUCCAGUUCUUGGUGCUGUGUGCCCUUCUGCACAUAUUGCCAGCAAAUCCACUUCUGCCCUCCUUUCUUUGAUCCUUAUAUUUGUAUGUUGUGUGUGUGUGUGUGUGUGUGUGUGUGUGUUUAAAGCAAGUCACCAGCGCUCGCUGACAGGUAGACGCCACUUUGAAAAGCAGCACCAAACCAAAACAAUAGAAGUAAACAGAUUCAGCAGUCUGAGGAAAACCUCCUUCCUGCUCUCCAUGUCUGGCAUUCUGAAAUUCCUUAUUUCUCUCAUUAGCAUGCAGACUGCAGAUUUGCCGGGGCUCCAUUUAUUCAUAAAAACUGUUUCUGAGAUGUAGAUUUAAGCCAAGGCGUCGCUGUAUCAUAGCUGCGUUAAAGAGACACGAGCUGGGCCCAUUUUUACACGGCUUGGAAUGUUUCUCCCAACUGCCAAGCAUUAAGGAGUUUACAGUUCCUGCAUUCGCUAGGGGCAGUUUAAUAGAGAUUGCAAACAAAGGAUAUCCUGUCUCCUUUGGAAGGCUAUCUUCAAUUCCGCCCCCCUCCCCCAAUCUCUCUAUAACCGGUGACACAUUAAUCAGGAAACUAGUGCUCAAGUCGUCAUGUUCUGUGUGACUAUUCCCUCCCAGAAACCCCUUUUGUAAUCUACGUUUCCCAGAGGCAUUUCAGGAACUUAAAUGUUGGAUUUUAGAGGGUGGUGUUUUGCUUUGCUUCCAGCCCCUCUCUCUGGUUGAAACACUAGCAUGUGGGGCAUAUGAAGCAAUGUUUCUGCUUAAGCCCAGUGGAAAAUCCCUGGCUCCCCAGAGAAAACAAAAAUUCGGGGGUGGAGUGGAGAGAAACUUGGUGUAUUUUUAUUUUGUUCUUGUGGCAGUUCAGUUAAGGGGCAUCUAGUUCUGCUUAAAGAGUCUUGGGUUGCCGACAUCACCUCCCUCCUCAUUGUGGUCUACAAGCCAAGCUCUUGGUUUGCUUGACACCAGCACUACCCUGCCACCGAAACAAAGAUGGUCCCUAUCCAUGUCUUCCCAACUGCUGUACUUCCACCAUGCUAGUCUGCUGUUUCACUUCCUCUCUCCUUAGAGCAGGGCUCCCCAAACUAAGGUCUGCGGGCUGGAUAAGGCCUGAGGGACUCAUUUAUCCGGCCCUCAGCGCUGCACGGCUGCCCACUUCCAGGUCGGAGGAGCACUGGCAAUAGCUUGUGCGUAAGCUUUAUUUGCGCAUGCGUUAUUUCUGGUGCACAUCCGGGUCGGAGGAGGCCCGUGCACAUGCACACAAGGUAUUUCCAGUGCACCUCCGACCCAGAAGUGCACCAGAAAUAGCGUGUAUGCACAGGUAUGGGCACGUGCUCUCCGGCCCACCACGCGAACCACGCUGGAGACACCGGCCCAAGGUGUGUUAAGUUUGCUGACCUCUGCCUUAGAGAGCAGAGAACCUCAGGCCUCAUGCAGCCUUCAAGGGCCUCUCUAUUUGACCAGGAACUCUCCCCUAGCCGCUCCCAGUCCCUGAAGCCAUAGACCAUUCCUGGGAAUACUUUCGCCUGUCUGGAAUGUGUCUUUGAUCUGUGAUCAUAAUGCCUCUUGCUUGCUUGGAAGGAGGACAGAGGUGUGAAUACAUAAAAAAAACCUCUCUGCCUUUUGUAUUACUAAAAGUGACAUCCACUGCUCUGCCCACCACUGGUAUCCAAGCCCACAAGGAAAGGCAAAAAAAAAAAAGGUUACCCACCCCUGUUUUAGAAAGAUCAGCAGAAUGGGCAGAGACCCGGGUGCUGGAUUUUAUCUUCUCAAAAAUAAGGAAUUGUGUGUUCCUUUAUCUUAGCACUCUUGGGUGUUAUCUGAAACCUUUCAUAGCACCUGGGAUAGGCUAAUCCAAUUAAGUCUGCUGUCUCUUCCCACAUUCUCUCUUAAGACUGAGGCCAAUGCAAACUUUUCUCCUCUUCCCCGGGCCACUGCUUUUGCUCAACGAAGAGCUUCGGGGAACUCAAAAGCUUGCUCAUUGUUUUGUGCCCUUUGGAUUGGUCCUAAUAAAGGCCUUUCCCUGCUGUGGUUGUUGGAUUUAUUUAUUUUUAAUAGGCCAUCACAGCUAUUUUUUUUUUUUACUUUCUUUAGAUGAGCAAAAAGUACGUAGGUCCGGAUCUCUCCCAACCCACUUUACAUUAGGCCGCCAAAUUGAAGAAAGCUCAGGAAAAGCAGGGGUGGUAUUUUGGGUGGAAGGAUUGCAAGCUUGCAUUCUAGUACCAAACACAAAUUCCUCUCCUGAACAGGAACUUGGCAGUAGGCUCUUCUUUUAAUUCCAAAUGCUUGCCUGCUUCCCAUCCCAUGGUUUUGUACUUAGAAUCAACUGGUAAACCUUAGGGUUCUAGUGAAAAGGGGAAAAAAGUUCCUACAAUACACACACACACACACACCUCUCUUUGCAGUUAGUGACAGUACUUGGCUUGAGUUCGGUGGUUGCUUGCCUGGGCCAGUUACUGACUUAAUGGUACUCAGGCCCCACUUCUUCGGGGGGGGGGCAUCUUUAAAACCCGCUGCCCUUUCAUCCAGGUUGUAUCCAGAACCAGCUCUGCUUAGCUUCAGCGAUGUGACUACUGCCUGUUCUCUAGACCCAGGCGUUGGCCCUCCAGAUGUGCUCCCAUUAGCUGCAGAUAGCAUGGCCAGUGGUUAAGGAUCUAAGAGAUGAUUUUGAAGAAUUUUUAUUUAAAAAAUUAUUGUGUAACCAAAAAGUACAUCCAGCGUCUCUACUUUCAAUUCAUAGAGUCAAUUCAUAGUCAUUUUCACAGUUUGUUUACAUUUGGUAUGAGACAAUGUUGUCAUAGACAUGCAGUUGGGGGGGGAAGAGGGGAGAGAGAUGGGGGGGUUAAUGAUCUUUCAGUCUUUGCAUAGUAUUUGUGCAAGGUUUUUGUGUUACAGAUGUCAGAGCUGUAAACCAACAGCAUGUGGGGAGAGACCUUCUGACUGCCUUUAGGCUGUACAGAUAUGACAUUGUAGAUAGGCAAUAAAUGAAGGGAAAAAACAGCACAGCUGUUCCCUUGAUCCAACCAGUGUACCAGGUCAUGCAUGUGGGGGUUACAGAGGCAAAAUUCCAUGUGUACUUGCAUGUGUUGGAGGCAGAUAGCUGCCUUGGGGCGUGCUUUCAUUGCCUUUGAACUGCUAGCAAUUUGGAAACUCCCAAGAAAAGACAUUGAAUUAAAUCUCCUAAUUUUAGUUUAGGUACUUCAUCUGAAGAGAAGGAAGUAAUUGCUUGGUUGUGAGUAUUUAAAGGUUUUUCCCAUUGCAGUGAAUGCUCUCUAGGGUGAUGCUGCAUAACUUAAAACUAACCAUGUAUAGAUCUAGCCAGUCCUUUAGACCAGAGGAGAGUACCGUAUUUUUCGCUCUAUAACACGCACCCGACCAUAACACGCACGUAGUUUUUAGAGGAGGAAAAUCCGUAGGCAUUCCCUCCAUAACACGCACAGACAUUUCCCCUUACUUUCUAGGAGGAAAAAAGUGAGUGUUAUGGUGCAAAAAAUACGGUAUUUAACAUGGUGUGUGUGUGACUCAGUGACCCAGUAUCAGUGUUACUGCCUGGAUCUAGAGGACUGUAUCUAGGGUUAGUCAUUCUCCGAAUUGACCCAUUGAAAUUAGUGGGCAUGACUAACUUGUUCCCAUCAGAGGAACUUUGAUCCUGGAAGAUCUCCAGUUGGAGAAAGGAGGGAAGGUAAUCUUUAACCCAUUUGACACACACACCCAACACCUGAAGCCUUCUUGGAUCCCAAGAACCUACCCCAGAGUAUCAGACUCUCCAGAACAGUGUAGUGACACAGAGAGUUGCAGGGGAAAGGAGGAAUUAUUUUAAGAUGUCCUGAAAAGGCAAAUGCUAGUCCGAAAACUACAAUAAAAUCUUCACCCCCUGCUUUCAUUCUUUUUUUAAAAGAUAUUUAUUAAGAGUUUACAAGUUACAGAAAAAGCAAGAGAACAAUAAAGAAUUAAACAAAACAAAACAAUACCUUACAAUACAUCAAAAAAAUAAAAAAUAAAAAAAUAAAACAAUACAAUAAAACAACAAAGAAAAAAACAGAACAAAAACAUUUAAAAACACAUCCAACCUUUCCAUAUCUUUACCUUUCAUAUACUUGUUUCAUCGACCUCCUCACACCUCCCUUUUUUGUAUUCUAGUUGAAUUAGCUAUUUCAGCAAGUCCUUUCCAUCUUUCUCAAUUUUCGUUCUAAAAUUUAACUUAAGACGCUCUAACCUUAAAUUUUCCACUUUGGUCCAUUAACAAUCUAUUUUUGCUUAAUUCUUUAUCACAUUUCUGCUAAAGCCAUAUAGCUUCAUUCCAGCAUCCUUCUAACAUUCAUUAAUUUUGCAAUAUUUCUGUAAAUAUACUUUAAAUUUUUUCCAAUCUUCUUCCACCGACUCUUCUCCCUGGUCUCGGAUUCUGCCAGUCAUUUCCGCCAGUUCCAUAUAGUCCAUCAGCUUCAUCUGCCAUUCUUCCCUGGUGGGUAAAUCUUGUGUCUUCCAGUGCUUUGCAAUAAGUAUUCUUGCUGCUGUUGUGGCAUACAUGAAAAAAAUUCUAUCCUUCUUUGGCACCAAUUGGCCUACCAUGCCCAGGAGAAAGGCCUCUGGUUUCUUUACAAAGGUAUAUUUAAAUACCUUUUUCAUUUCAUUAUAGAUCAUAUCCCAGAAUGCCUUAAUCUUUGGGCAUGUCCACCAAAGGUGAAAGAAUGUACCUUCAAUUUCAUUACAUUUCCAACAUUUAUUAUCGGGCAAAUGGUAGAUUUUUGCAAGCUUGACUGGUGUUAUGUACCACCUGUAAAUCAUUUUCAUUAAAUUCUCUUUUAAGCCGCUGCUGCCACGCUGCCGCCCGAUUUCUGUUCUCAUCCUGAAGCAAAGUUCUUAACUCGAGGUACUAUUUCUGGGUUAGCGGAGUCUGUAACCGGAAGCGUAUGUAGCCUGAAGCGUAUGUAACCCAAGGUACCACUGUACUUGGAAAUCAAGGGUAGCAGAAAGUGACCGAAGGCUUAAUACGCAUGGCUUCCUCCAAGGAACCCUAUGAAUUGUAGCUUAUCCUUCUCAGAGCUUCUGUUUCCAAUGCUUUUAACAAACUACCAUUUCCCAGGAUUAUUUGGCGGAAGCCAUGUGCUUUCAUUGUAUUUUAAAUGUGUGCUGUAUACGCAGCCUAAGAGGACAGGGCCCUAACAUGUAGAUGAGGCAGUACCUGGAAGCAAACUUGACUUCUUCCUGGGCUGCUCUUCAGUCUGUUUCUAGAAUCUGCAGGGACUGUCCCCCUGUUGUGUCACAAGCAAGCAUGGUUACAAGUCAUCUGCCCCACUUCUCUCCUCUCCCUUUUUUGCACGCUUGUCUACACUCCCUGGCACCCCCUCCCCAGUACACACUCCUUACAGCACCACAUGGAUAUAUAACACUUGCCUAGUCCACAUGGACAAUUUUUGGGGGAGGUACUUAGCUGUCAUUGCAGAGGUUCUUCCCCCCCCCCCCCACAAAAUCCUCUUGGUUCAUCAAACCCUUAAAUAAUGAUACGUUAUAAGGAAAGAAGAAAAUCAAAGAUGGGAUGAAUUCACUGAAAAUUGAUUGCGCUUUAUUGACCACUGUAAAAGUCAUGCGAUUUAUUAAAUAUAAAAAUAUAGGGCUCGAGCCCCACGUUGGGCAAAAAGAUUCCUGCUUUUCAGGGGGUUGGCCUAGAUGACCCUCACAGUCCCUUUCAACUCUACAAUUCUAUGAUCCUAUAACAGUUAGAAUCAAUAAUUUUAAAAGCUAAAAAUUCAAGUGUUUUCAAUGUUGUGGUAAGAAUGGAUGGACACUUCUGUUUUUGUAUAUUUUUGAUGCUUGUGAUUUUCUUAUAUAAAGGAGUUUUUUUAAAAAAAGAGAGAGGAGGUACAUCAAAGCAAGUAAGCAUGUUGAGGCUGAAAUUAUGAUGAUCAGGGGGGCUUGAAAUAGUUGUUCUUGGCUCUUGUGCUCCCCUGGCCUGGCAGACUUUUCACUUACAUUCACCACCUCUUUGAGGUUUGGGGGUACCUUGGGAAAUACAGUGGUACCUCAGGUUACAUACACUUCAGGUUACAGACUCCACUAACCCAGAAAUAGUGCUUCAGGUUAAGAACUUUGCUUCAGGAUGAGAACAGAAAUUGUGCUCUGGCGGCGCGGCGGCAGCAGGAGGCCCCAUUAGCUAAAGUGGUGCUUCAGGUUAAUAACAGUUUCAGGUUAAGUACGGGCCUCUGGAACGAAUUAAGUACUUAACCUGAGGUACCACUGUAGAAUUCUACAAUGCUGGUGGGCAACAAGAGGUACUCUUGCCAAUAACUCUUGUUUUCCUUUAAAAUGGGGACUGGGAAUGUGUGGCCCUCCAAAUCAUGGCACUGGGGAAUCCAACAGCAUCUUGACAGCCUCCAAAAAUAAAUGCAUAGUUCUGUCCACUUUCCUAGACUCUUGGACCAUGGAGGCAGGUUUUCCAAUGCAGCUGGGGAGGGUGUUAAAAGUAGGUGUGCAGUCCUGCAGUCACUCAGUUGGUAAUCACUUCUGGUUUUCCCUCCUGGCUGCAGCAAGAGGAUAGGGGUGUGUUUGAGGGGAUUCAGGGGCAGCUUUAUACAAGCAGUUGCUUGUAGCAAUACAGUAAUUAUCCCACUGGCUUCCAGGUGUCUUCUGCUCUGACAAAACAUAUUCCUGAAGCCUGGUGCACGUCUUUCCUCACAAUCUCUGUUUUAAAACACAGCCACAAGAAAACCUGUAUUCUGUGACCUGUGUAACGAAGCCCAUUUGAUUAUAUUUAUUUCGUACUGUUUUUGUAGCCCCAGGAAGGGAGGCAUUGAGCUCUUCUUCCUCAUCUCUGGAAGUUCGGCUCGGUGACAACCGCCCUCUCCCAUUUCACCAGUUUCUGAACCACUGUCAGGCAUUGUCUACAAUUUCAAGCAUACCUAUUUAGCAACUUGCUUGAAAUAAAUAUGAGGGUCCGAGUCCUAAAUUCUGCACAAAAUAACUGAUUCUGUGUUAUUGCCACGGUGUAACAACAUGCAUUUAAAUCACAUCUUUGUGUCUGCCAGAGUUUUGAAAAUAACAAGCAGAAUGCUUUAAUUGCACUUAAUCUGCAUGCUGAUGUACGUGUGACAAUUUUAAUGUGCAACACUGCAGCACUUUUUGCUAAAAGAGGCAGCCCAGUGCUGGCCUAGAGUAUUUUGAAUGAAAUAUACUUGUCAUGAAUAGUUAAAAAAACAAAAAACCCACCCACUUCCCCCCUCAAAGGCAGAUAAUUUAGAAGAAGUGGAAAUGGUACAGACUGGGUUUAUUAACUUGCUGAAAAGAAGAAAAUAACCUGUGCAGUAAGGAAUAUAUGACACCUUGUCUGCAGAUGCAUUUACCAAUUUGUCUGUAUUGAGGAGAAUUGGGUGUUCCUCCUGGCUUGGCUUCAGUUAGUGCCUCUCUGCUGCUGUUUUCCACCAGCGAAAACGAUGGUAGUAAAGCGGCGAUCUUAUGUAUUGGGGUCGGUAAUAAACUGGACAAGGGGUAAACUGAGAUUUUGCCUACACAAGAUGGAGGUGCUGCUAAUGGUCUGAUCCAAGGGUUGGAGUUUCAUCUGAGGUUAUACUCCUGCUUUUUGGACACCCAAAUGGCACGAAGUUCUUUUCACCAGCUUUGGUUGUGGUUCUAACUGGGACCUCUUUAUUAUUAUUCUUCUUUGGCGAUCACUCGUAGCCGAGUAAGAUUGUCUUCCAUAAACACGGUUUUAAAAAUGAGUCCAUAAGGGACUGUGGAGGCCAAUUCUGGAUCCACACAUGCUUUCUGGGUGGGAGUUGAUCAUGGUGUGGAUUUGCCAAGCGUGCCUUCAACUUAGCAUGUUUCUCCCUUGCAUCCUGAGUUCGAGUGUCUUCAAAGUCCAUGACACCUUUGGUAAAAGCUGUUCUCCAACUGGAGCGCUUGCAGUCCAGUGUUUCCCAAUUGUCAGUGUUUAUACUACAUUUUUCUAGAUUUGCCUUGAGACAGUCUUUAAACCUCUUUCAUUGACCACCAGCAAUACGCUUUCCAUUUUUAAGUUCGGAAGAGAGUAGUUGCUUUGGGAGACGAUAAUCAGGCAUCCGCACAACAUGACCAGGCCAUUUGGAGCACAGCUUGCCAGUUUCAAGAGCGUUAUGUUGUGUGUCCUGAGGCUUUAGUCAACAUGCUGCUGGUAACCUAUAAGACAUGAACCCACCCUGUAUAGGGAAGGAAUGUGGAGCCUGUGGCCCUCCAGAGGUUGAAGUGCUCAGGGAUGAAGGGAGUUGUAGACCAGCAAGUUCUAGAUGGCCAUAGGAUCCCUGCUCUUGCUUAUGGUAUCUCAAAGGCUGCCUAUUCCUGUACAAACUCGCCCAUUCCUUGAGGUCAUCUGAGGAGUUCUUCCUUCAGAUGACCUAACCAGCCAAGAUUGGCUGGUUGGCGGUUGAGACUUUGGGUUCUUCUGCCUAGUGCUACCUUGACUCCAGAAUUGUUUCCCCUGCAGCUCCGUAUGCUUGGCACCUAACGGUUUGUGUUUUUGACUCUUGGCAAAAAAAAGUUUGUGUGUGUGUUUUACCCAGACCUUAUUUCACUGUGAGCCACUAUGGGGUGGAAAGGGCAAGGUGCAAAUUUAACAAAUAUAUUUAGCAGCAGUUUUGUUGUUGUUGUUUUAUUCCUCUCCUCUACCUCUCAUUGUUGGGUUAUAGCUUUAUUUCUAUUUUUUUGUUAUACCUUCAUAAGCCUACCUAGGGCAUGGUUUUAUUGAUAAACAGGGUACAUAUUUGUAGGCAAGAGGUAGUAGAGGUAACACGAGCAGCCUUGUCUGUUGGAGAAUAGUUGGGCUACUAAAGUGAAUGAGCAACGCAGAAUUGAGUAAAGGCAAGCAAGUAGCUACAUCAAAGUAUUCUGUGUUUUCUGUAGUUCCUCCAGCACCCAGGAUGAUUGUCUAUUUGCUUAGUUUAUUCAGUUCUGAAAAACACAGCCAAGCUCCAUUUGAAUAUAUGUCAAGGCCAACUGCGUAAUUGGAUGUGGACAAAAGAAAUUGGUGUGUGUGUGCGCGCGCGUUUGAUUGUAAGGGUGGCUUGGGGAUCUUCUCCUUCCUACUACUACAGCUUACUAUAAAAUAUUUAAGGUUAUCAAGUGCGCUGGAUGUUUACGGAGCACUGGCGUAAGAUGCUUGCUUGUGGCUUUGUACGUUUCUAGGCACUUUAGUUUUGUCUAUUGUGAAGAUGCCAUGACUGCUUUGUGUGUGCUUUCUUUGUGCUGGGACAAUAUAAGAUUUUUUCCCCUGGCUGUGUCAGUGCUGCAACAUGUUCCUAAGUUUGCAUCUUGAUUGCUUUCUUUUGUUCUUGCUUCACCCUUUUCUUCUCCCCCUGCAUUCAUCUCCCCAAUGUUGAACUGUACAUUGUAAUCUCCUUGGGGCAGGAACCUGCGGGUGUGUUGCUUGCUUUUCUCUGCUCUGUACUAUGCACAUUGUCAGUGCUAUAUAAACGACCAGCUGAAAUCAGAGCCUUUUCGUAGCAUUCUGUGUAACCAUGUGCGUUAUCGUAGCGCUUGUAGCAUUGGCCACAGCCAGCGUGUAAUAAAAGGUCCAGACUUCCUCCUAGAAGCCACCCCCGCCCACUGAGCAUUAUUUUAAUACAUCAGGAUCAUGCAGUUUUCAUUUGUGGUUCAAAGUUCUUUGCACACACACACACACACACACACACACACACGUGCAUGCUUCUGCAUGCUCAGGUGAACAGCAAGGUGUUAUGUGAGAUGAUAUACAUGGUGUCAUAAGUUCUUUGCACUGUACCGGUCAUGUGGCCGUAUAUGCUCUAGUCAAUGCUUGCAUGAACACUCAUUCAUAAUGUGUAAAUCAGCGCUAUUUCUGCUACAUUUGGUGUGCUGUAAAUGGAGCUAUUUCAGGGUUUAUUUCAGAGCUAUUGAAACCAGACUUGAUGUCACUUUCCUUCUCCCAAGAUCAGCCGAAAGUCUUUGGUCAGGUGGUGAGCAUAUGAAGGAACAAAAAUGUGUUAGAAUGCAAGUAGCCUAAACACUUCAAAAGACUUAAUAUGGUCAGUUUUACCUGUGAUCUCUGCUGUUGCUGCUUUCAAAUGGAUGUUAAUGUAGUUUAUUUUGUCUCUCCUAUUGUUUUAUUUUUCUGUUUGACUAUGUGCUAGUGUAAUGCGAUUUUACAUUGUUGGGAACUGCCCUGAAUGCUGCAUGAGCAGCAACAGGGUAGGAUAAACAUUUUUAUAUUAAGGAACAAAUGGAAACUAAAAAAAUAAAAUGAUUGUCUUACACACACACAUGCAUGCAUCCAACCUUCCUCCUUUUUUUCUUUGUCCAGCUGCAGCCUUGGCACCCCAGAAAAGCUCGGUUUCUAGGCUAAUAGAAGCAAAUAUGGACAAAUGCUCCAUUUCCCAAAUAAAUGCCAUUUUAAAGGUUGGUUUUUUUUAUAAAAAAAAUUGAGCUAUCAUUCUGUGUUGCAGGUAUAGCAGGCUUUGAUUGUUAACCAUGCAGUGGAGCUGCAGUUACUUACUCUCCUUCAGGGCGACUCACAAAUCACGUAGAAAAUAGUAGCGCCUUGUGAUGUCUGAGGGGCUGAAGCAGCUUCAGAGGUUCAGGGAUUGUGGCCAGAGGCCAUUGGAAUGAUAAAUGGAAACUGGUUUAGGCUACGAGAAAUAAUUGAAUUUAAUAUGUAGGUGUGCUGUUGAGAUGUGUUGAGAGCAACACUGGAAUUUUUAUUGUUUUUACACAGCUAUGUAUAUUCUGAGAUUCCACAAAGCAAAAGGCCAGAACUUGGUGCAUGACCGAGCACUGAGCACCCCAUGGACCUACAUAAAAUCUUAAGUGGGGGGUGAGGGCAAAAGUAAUAGCCAGAGGCGAGGCUUUGGGAUCCUGCUUAGCUAGUUGUCCCUUCCCAUGACUGGCAAAAGCAAAAUAAAUUGUUCAACACAGUAAACCUAGUUUGAAACUGGCAUGUUUGUAUAGGAUCAUCUCAAGACAAAAUGGCAUUGAUAAUACCUUCUGACAAUUGCAGUUGUCCCAGGCAACUGGCUGUUUAAUAUGCUCUAACUUUGGUCUUGUGUUUAGCGGCAAUGUCUUGUACUGCAAAGCAGAUCUCUGUGAUUCAGAGACUGCCAAUACACCAUACAUUUAAAGCUCUGUUACAGCACUUUGAAUAGCUUUGGCUUCCCCCAAAGAAUCCUGGGAACCGUCAUUUAAGGGGACCUGAGAGUUAGGAGACCUCUGCUACAAUUCUCAGAGUGCUUAAACAACCAAUCCUUCUUCCCAGGGAACUCUGGGAAUUGUAGCUCAGUGGUGGCAAUAGGGCUCUCUUCUCAGCACCCUUAAACUACAGUUCCCAUAAUUCUUUGGGGGAGGCUAUGGCUGUUGCCGUGGUAUAGUGGUGCUUUAAAUGUAUGCUGUGGAUGCGGCCUGUGAUAUUUAUGAAUGUAGCUUGACAGAAGAUACCGCUGUGCCUGUGUGUUUUCUCUGCAUGGAAAGUUCUCAUUUCUCCUACACAGCAGACAAAUUUGCCUCUCAGGUACACUUGAGUAGUUGCUAGAGUGUUUGAAAUGUAAAUACAUGUCUUUAAAGGUGCUUGAUGGGCUUGUGUCACAAGGGGGUGGUUUGCCCCCACAUGUUUAUAGACGUGAAUCUUCAAACAUUACAGGAGUUCACGAGGAGGCACAAAGUGGACAAGUGACAAACUCACAGUCAUGUGCCCAGCGCAUGAAUCGGCUCUUUCCUAAGACUUCCUUCUUGCAGCAGUCCAGCUGUGGCUGUUGGUGGGUUUCUGUUUAGCAACACUGUUGAUUUGGCUGUCAGUGUAUUGCUUAUCACAAACCAUUUUGCUUUAUCCUGGAGGUGGGCGCCCUGUUUAACUGACGCCUUCAUCCCUAAAUAGACGAUGACCCAGGCUGCUUACUUUGCCAAUGGAUGUGUUCAAUGAUGCCAUUUGGGGUCACUUCACACCACUGCAUUGACUUUGCCUUUAAUAAAAGAGAUCUGUGACAGCUUAACUGUUUUAAUUAUAUUAACUUUGCACAGCUUGCUGAGGGCACAAAUGGUGCCGUUUUCCCACACACAUAGCAGCUGAUAGCGUGAUUCCGACUUGCAGCGAAUCAGUUGGAAUUAAUGCUCCUGUUGUGGCACAUGUGAAUGCCUUCUCUGUUUUAAAAACAUACUUGCACAACCAUCCCACACUGAACUGUGGCCGUAUGAAACAUACAGUGGAGCUUCCAGUGCAAGGCUAAUGAUAGAGGGACAGGAUGAGAUCUUUGUGGUAGCCGAGAUAGUAUAGUUUUCUAUAAAUCAGCAUACGAAGCUCAAAAAAGUCUGUUCCCCUCCUUAUUAGGCUGCAUUGAGUGUUAAGGUUGAAUUGCUUGGGAUUGCAAAAGAGUGUUUGCCCCACGUGGCGAGCUGGGCUUGUUUUAUGCCAGGAAGGUCAAGGUUACCUUCUGUGCUUCCGCUUGCCAAUCCUUAGUUUGCAAAGCUUCUGUUAGGAUUUUGUUGUUGCUGCGUUUGUUUGUUUUUAAUUUGACAGGCAGGAAGGUUGAGUCAUGUAUAAGGGAGCAUUAUGCAAUGGUUUCCUCCCUGCUGAACCCUGUUUAUAAUUAUAUAGGUCCUGCUUUCUGCCUGUUCUGGGCUUGCUCCUGCCAGGCUGUGCUGCUUGAUGGUGAGGUAACUCACCUGAAGCUAAGAUAGGUUACACCGUCCCUCUGCUACAUCCAAUAGCAAAUGCAACAAGAGGGAGAACGGAUUUUCUGGGCUGUAUGUUUGGGUGUUACUGUUCCGUUGAGUUACCUUCAUUUACAAAGGGGUGUCUAGGCUGUGUGGUCCAGUGGUAUUUCUAUACCUUAUUCUUUAAGGAGUAAUGGCCUGUUGCUCCUUUAAAACUGGGGCAUUGGUAAAGGAACCCUUCCCUGCUGCUGUUUCUUUCUCCUCCUCCCCACUCCUUUCUUUGGGCUGCUGCACACUUUUUCCCAGGCAGCUGUUUCAUAACACACACCCAUUUUUCUGUUAGUCAUGUUCUCCUCUUCCUUUCUGAAGUUCGGCAGGCUUUUUUUCCUUUCUUUUUUUUGUGUGUUUUUUUUGUACACACCGAACACAGUGAUCUAAUUCUUCCUUCUGCGGGCUGGCCCUCACCAUUUUAAGUUUUCCCCCCACCUUCAGCUGCAAAAUGGGUGUUGACAGCAGGCAUUUGGGGUGACGACUGGGGGGGGGGAGAGACCUGACAGGAGGUGUGUGUGUUUUAAGAUGCUAAAAUUAGAAUGAUUACACAAAAUUGUGAGGACUUACCAGGAAGUGAGGAGAAGCUGGUGACAGAGAUGCUUUUCUGCUGUACUCUUUUGUGUUGGACCUCUCCAGAGGUUUCUAGGAUGUUGCAAGCUGCUAGCUAAAUUAGUCUGUAGAUGAGAAGGAAAAAGCAGCCUGGCUCUUGCUGAUAGGGAUACAUCUACAUUGCAAAGUCGAACCUGUUCCUUGGGUUUUUUUCACCCUGGUUGCAAAAUCCACCCUUUUAACAUCGAGUUACUAUAAUGGAGGUUCUAUUCUGCCCUAGCUCCACCCACGUCAACUUCCUCAAGUUUGCUUGCCACAGGCAAUUUGCCAUUUAUAAAGUAGACAUAGUAGAACUGAGACUGAGGUGUAAAAAGAACUUUGUGCUUGGGCCUGUCCACAUUUUUCAUAGCCCACAUAGCUUUGAUUUGUUGCAUGGAUGGAACAAUCUCUUUGCUGCUGCAAAUCAUUCAAAAAAGUAAAGGAAGCUACAAUUUUCUGGCCACUUGCUUCUUCUGAAGAUGCAUAUGUGUUCUUUAGAUUUCAUUUCUCUACAGUACUUGAAUUUUGCAGGUCUCACAGUGCCCCGAGUUGUUUCUAUGGUCAGCAGGCCUCUCCUGCCUUUUGAGUCUUUGGAUUGAAUCCAAUAAAAAAAAAAUGUAUGUGUGGAACAACUUGCUCAAGCACAGUGGAACUGCUGCUCCUUGGGUAAAGGUAAAGGGACCCCUGACCAUUAGGUCCAGUCGUGGCUGACUCUGGGGUUGCGGCACUCAUCUCGCUUUAUUGGCCAAGGGAGCCAGCGUACAGCUUCCGGGUCAUGUGGCCAGCAUGACUAAGCCACUUCUGGCAAACCAGAGCAGUGCACGGAAACGCCAUUUACCUUCCUGCUGGAGCGGCGCCUAUUUAUCUACUUGCACUAUGAGGUGCUUUCAAACUGCUAGGUUGGCAGGAGCAGGGACCGAGCAAUGGGAGCUUACCCCGUCGCGGAGAUUUGAACCGCUGACCUUCUGAUCGGCAAGCCCUAGGCUCUGUGGUUUAACCCACAGCACCACCCGCGUCCCUUGGUACAUCACCCCAAAUCUGCUCUGGGGGAAUCCCCUGAGCUGAUUUGGCGGGGUGUUCACAAACGUUCUGUUAUGGCCUUCGCAGAAAUUGUUCCCCACGCACACUGAUUUAGCUGGAUGCAGCGCUUAUGCAUAUGCUCAUCUUUGAACUAUAUUGGAUGGUUCUCCUAGAGACUACCUUUGUUUGUGAAUGGCUGUUCUGUGUGUUUGCUCUGGGUUGCAAAUUAACCCUGAACUUUCCAUUUGUGUGCCUUUAAAAAAAAAACUAUAUAAAAAUUGCCCAUCAUUCACUGUCAGCAAAGCAUAUUACUUGACACGACUGUGUAUUUUAUUGUUCCAACCCAAAACACAGGGAAGGGCUUUAGCUUCAACGCGGAGCGUGUGGUUUGCAUGUAAAAGGUCUCGAGUCCAAUCCCUAUCAUCUCAAGAUGGGUUGGAAGACUCUUGUCUGCAACCCUAGAGAGCCACUGUCAGCAUUGUAGACUAGUGCUCUAGAUGUUUCUGAGCUACAACUCCCAUAAUCUCUGACCAAGCAGCUUGGGAGUUGUAGUUCAGCAAUAUCUAGGACAGUGUUUCUCAAGCUUGGGUCUCCAACUGUUGUUGGACUACAGCUCCCAUCAUCCCUAGUGAGCAAGACCAGGGGUCAGUGAUAAUGGGAGCUGUAGUCCAACAGCAGCUGGGGACUCAAGUUUGAGAAACAGAGGUCUAGGAACUGAGCCACAUGGACCAAUAGAUUGACAGUGCCAGGCAGCUCCCUAUUAUUCCUAAUCUUAAAAACUACUUAUACGUUGAGUUAAAGAAAAAAACACCUCUUUCUCUCUGUGUAUACAUAUGUAGUCCCUUGUUAUAUUAUAAGAGGUGUUGUCAAUUUUAAGUUAUUUUUCACACCUAUUUUUCUCCUUUUGAAAGAUCCAUUGGAUUUUAGGUUGGUAUUGGAUUUCACCAAGUUGUGUUAUGUGACCCUAGCAUGGAUGUCCCUGCAGGUGUGUGUGGGGGGGGAAUUGGAGGUCUCUUGUAACCCGAGCAAGAAGCCCCCUCCUUGCUAGUUUUGUAACUUCUCUGUUUGUUGUGGUAACGCUGCUGAUCACUGUGAGGCUGCUAACAUGGGGCCCUGCCUUUUAGAGAGGGCAGCCAUGUUCACGGUGUCUAAAUAGACUAAAACUGAUGUGGGGUUUCUUUCUUUCUCUCUCUCUUCCCCCACCCCUUUGGUCUAUUCUGGGAUUGUUUAAUCUGGCACGCGCUCCUUGGAGGGAAAUGUUCAUUUCUCCUCAGGACAAUGGUGUUCACUGGCAAUGUUUUUGCCAUAUAUGUUGUGGACUAUAGUUCUUUUGAUUCGGCUUGUUUGUAACACAGGAAACUUGCCCUCUAGUAAACAUGACCCCCAGAACACACCUUCCAAUAAAGCAAGGCUCUGGUAGUUUCUGUGUGUGUGUGUUUUUACAGUGAGUUAUUGGACUCACAUGACGCCUUUUCUGUUGGCGUUGGAGAAACAAAGCAAAGCAACAUGCCACAACGAUGCUUCGUGCCAAAAAUGUUCUGGAUCUCCUCAGAAUUAAUGCAGAGAUGGGUUUUGUUUAAAAAAUAAAAAAGAAUUAAAAAUGAACAAGUGAGGAGACUGCAGGAUUAAAGGGGCUAGGGAACCUCCACUCCCAGGCGAGGGCCAUAUUCUGAGGGCCACAUUCCCUCAGAAGUAGUUUGCUCAGGGCCAGAGGCCAAAAGUGGGUGGGGUCUAGCUAGUAUUUUGCACUGGCUUCAGAGCUGGACCAAAUUUUUCCUUCAGGCUUGAUUUUGACAUUGCAUUGUUAGACCAUUUUGACUCCAAUCGGGUGGGUUUUCUCCCCUCAGAAUCCAGAAUAUUUUAAAGGAUUGAAAUGGCGGAAAGAAACAGGCCUCAAAAGGAUGAAGUAGGUGUGGGGAGCAGGUAGGGGCAAGGAAGGCCCCUUGACUGCAGCAAGCCCCUGCUGUUUGAACCUUUAGCACAUGAUGCUUGCAGAUGUUUUCCUUCUACGAAUGAGGACUAGAAACUUGCUUUUUAAAAACACGCACAAUAUCACAAAAUAGCCCUAUAGGCCAGUGAUUAUACAGUGUGAGGCAUCUUCACAACAUUGUCUAAAGUGGGCAUGGAUGAUAACUGUAGAGGCCAACUGCAUCUUGGCUUUAUGUAUUUUACCUCAUUGCCUGAGGUGGGAUUACUGGCUAACUUUUUGAUACAUUAAGCUACAUAAACUCAGUUUCGCUGCCCUGGAUUAUAUUAUAUUUACUAUAAACAUUGCCUAAGAAAAUUGCAGCAUAUGUAGCUUUGGCCAGGACUUCCCAUCACUCCACCUGGCCAGACGAGGGCAUAGGUGGCAAAUAUCCAAACCUUUCAGAUAGCUCCCCUUUUCUGGGCUCAGAGCCUAGCACCCCAAGCCCCACAGAUAAGGGUAACAUCAAAGCAAGCCAAUUCACAUAUAUCAAAGCUCAUUGCUACAACUACUACCAGUUAGUUGUGGGGUUAAUCUUGACUACCAAGAUGGCGUUAGCAAAGCUCCCAGAACAAGUUCACCUUUGGUUCAACACAGGUGGGAGAGAGGGAAAACCAGAGUUGAAAAUGGGUGGCAGGCUAGAAUCGUAAAUAGGAGCCGCUCGACACUUCAAAACUUUGUGGCAGGUUUCACUUAGCAACUUUUGAAUAAUGAUUCUUUUUUCUCAUUUGAGAGUAAUUCUAGAGUAAGGCCAUCAAAGGAAAAGCUGUGUUUGAUGUUAUGUAGGCUGCAAAUAGAAACUAGUUGUGUUCAUCUGUCUAUGGCAUAUUUCUAGUGUGGUUCUAAUCUUCCAGUCCAGGAGUUGGAUGAAGACUGGUAACUGUGUACUUUUCUAUGGUGCAUUUUUUUUGGUCAUGUAUGUGUGAACCUAUACACUGUUCGAAGUACAGUGGUACCACGAGAUCCGUUCCGGAGCCCCGUUCACAUCCUGAAGCAAACGCAACCUGCGUCUGCGCGGGUCGCGUUUCGCUGCGCAUGCGUGUGAAGUAAUUUUGACUGUCUGCGCAUGCGCACACGGCGAAACCCGGAAGUAACGCACUCCAUUACUUCCGGGUCUCUGUGGAGCGCAACCCGAAAAUACUUAACUUGAAGCACAUUUAUCCCGAGGUAUGACUGUACUUUUUGAGCAAGUGGUUUAUAAAUUUUCUAAGUAAAGAAGCAAAAUAUAUCAGGGUAACGAGAGCUGGUGUGGCACAGUGGUUAGGCUGUUGGACUGGGACUGGGGACAUGCAGGUUCAAAUCCUCACUUGGCCAUUAAGUGCACUGGUGACCUUUGGCCAGUCUUCAUCUCUCUGUCUAACCUACCUCACAGGGUUGUUGUGAAAAUAAAGGGUGGGGUGGAACAACGUAUGCUGCCCGUUGAGCUCUUUGGAGGAAAGGGGGAGGUACAUCUGUAGUAAAGAAAUUACAAUACCAUUGCUUCUGAUGUUUUAAAUAUACGAGAUGCAAGUGAGCACCAUAAAUCAGUGGGUUUUAUUUCCAACAACUUGUGCCUAAGUUGCCUCUGGGAAGGGUUGCUUGACUUGAGUUUCCUACAGAGAGAUCACUUCCUUGAAGGUAAAACAGUAAGUAGGCUGUUGUGUGUCUUCUCUGGUCACGUUUCCAUACAGUGGAAAUCUUAAUCCUCAUCACUUGGAUGCGAGGUGAAAUAGGCACAUGUCUGAUGACGUUCAUGGGUUUUUCCCUACACGCAAGCAGUUGUGUAAAAAAGUAAAUUUGAAUAAAUUCUGUAGGUUGAGACACUCUUACUUGGCAGCCAAAUCCCAUUGUUUCAACUAGUUCCUCACAAUGUAUUUGGCAUCAGGGUGUUAGGGCUGGCUGACAUCUUGAUGGGUUGAGAAAUGCUGUCAGCCUGGCUUAUUUACAUACAUGAUUUGGGCACCUCACUGUGCAGAUGGGUGAUGCAAGGCAUAUGUUAAUAUAGGCAAUCUUCCAGGCUCCUUUUUAUGAGGGGGAGGUUUGGGAGAUCAACCCUACGCUGUGGCACACAAGGGAGAGGAACAUGAACAUACCUGCAGCCUAUGCCUCACUGGAUAUACAUGGUUACUAGAUGUCUAGCAAACCUUUUAAACUUCUCUUAUUUUAAGAGUAAAGUUACUGUAGUGCGCUAGCUAAAUUGCUGCUGUUCUCACUCAACCCUUCAGAUGCACCUUCACACAGUUGACUGCACAAAAGGAAACUUGUUUUUAUUAACCUGGUAUCUGAGCUAGCCACGGUACCUUUUUUUUUUUAAGCCUAGACAAAUUGAUUAGCUUUUGGUGUUUUAUCUUCAUUCUUCUUUCCUUUUUUAAAAAGAGCACCUUGAGAUAGAUACAAAACAGAGUCUUAGAACUGGGGAAAUGGAAGGCAGGAGAGUCUGCGUACACAUAAUAAAAAGGAGCUCAGUCGUCAAAACAAACGUGCCAGUAGGUUGAGCGGACGGGUGGUGUGUUCCAAUUCCACCCCAAGGGAAAGUUGUAUGCAAACGUGGAGAGUACUUCAGGGCUUUACAUGUAGGUGUGUAGGAUGGAUGGAGUGCUUGGUGCUUGAGGUAGCUGCACCUCUUUUCAGACGACUUUGAAUGUAGCUUUUAGAGGGACCUGACAAAAAGGAAUAUACUUAUUUGCAGGGCGGGGCCCAGACUGUGCUAGAAUGAACAAAUUUUUCUCUAAGCAAUUUGAAACUACCCAAUUAGGAUUACCUGAAGAACGAGGAACCACCCCUCCCCAAAUCCCUCUCUUAAAGCUAUCCAGGAUCAAAUACCUAAUAUCUGAGAUGGGGGCAUUUUGGAUGAAAAUUCCUGAUGUAUGGGAAGCAGGGACGGGAAAUAUUCAUCACGUGCUCUCAUUUGAAAAUGUCUGAGCUAGAAAAAAGCAUAGCACCCUCAGCUUCUGUUUUCUGUUUUCAAGCAUUAACACAGAUGGAAACUUGGAAUUCCGUAACAUGGGGAUAUUACCUAGUCUACCUGUUAAUGUGCUCAACUCUUUCAUUUGCAUAUACAAAUUUUGCAGUGUGUGUGUAUGUAUUGUAGGGUAAUUAGCUGGGGAAUGGUCAGGUAUUAAUGCAAAUUAGAUCUAAUUUACUUAUGUAUAACAUUUGGAAAGACAGGAAGAUCCCUACUAAUUAUAUUGAGGUGACGAAAUUGCAACUCUAGUUUUGCCCCCCCCCCCCCCAGCAAUUUUUUUCUGCCCACCCCUCAAAGUCCCUAUUGAUUUUGGCUCUGGCAAAAUUAAAAGAAAGUAGAGACAGUGCUGGGACGCAGAGCCCAGCUCCCCAACUGGAAUGCAAAUCACCCCUUCCCCAGUCAUCUGAUCAGGCCUUUGACAUGCAGAGAGAUGAUGAUAACCCCUUUCCCCCAGCUGAUCUGCAUAGAUCAGCUUGGGAGGGAAGGCUGGACAUGAUAGUCUGUUUUAUGGGCAUGUGUGGCACAUGUGGGGAAGAUGCUCAGUGGCAGACCAUCUGCUUUGCUUGUGAAAGGUUUGGCUCCUGGCACCUACAGGUGGUCUGUGAGAGACUGCCAGUCGCUGCCUAUCAGUACAGACAGCACUGAGAUAGAUGGCCUGACUCUGUAUACCCACCUUUCUAUGUCCCCAUGUGAACUGGCCACACUCACCACUGUCAUGCAGCUCCCAGAAGGUUGGCCAAGGGUGAACACGACCCUCUGGCCAGAAAAAGCUUAGCCACCCCUGCUUUAUAUGCCGAGCCAUGUGUGAGGAAAAGGUCAGUUAAAGUGUAACUAGUUUCUUUUGUGCGUGCGUUUUCGUUUUCUUGGGUGCCUUUCUGUGGAUGGGCUUCCCAAACGCAGUCCCUUGCCCCCAUUUAAGUGGAGUGCCAGACCAGGCCAGCAUGGAUUGUUGGAGCACUCCAGCACGUCAUGAGUAGAAAGUAGGGUGGACCCAUAGGAAAGUUGAAUGGCUGCAGAAGAUUGAAGCUGGCACAGCUGCUCACUUAAACUGGAACUUGCGUACCUGGCCGUGUUUGAUCUGAUAAAAGAGGUCAUCUUGCAGAUGAGGGAACCGCUUUAGAGAUCAGUUGAUUUACAUGGUGACGGAGCCAGACAAAAGGUAUAGACAGACAACUUGCUUGGGGCGAUUAAUAUGCAUUGUUUCAUCAUAGAUGGCACGUUCUGCAAAUUGGCCUCUAUUGGUGCAGCUAAUUUCUGCCGGGUUCUCAAUUCUCAAGCUGUCAUGCUUCCUUCUCAGGCUUUAGGAGGGAGAAGAUGUUUAAUAAGGAAGUGUGCUUAUUGUUAGGGGGUGGUUUGUGAGAUGCUGCUGAGAUAAAGGGCCAACCCUGAGUCUUAGAGUUCCCCAGAAGAUUGAGGUUGGCGCUUGAUAAAUGAUGCAAGUCAAACAUCACAUGUCAAGACUCCGAAAAGGCAGUUGUCGGGGAUGAGGCAACAUUGCCCAUUGGCAGUGGGGCCUCCCGUGAACCAAAAAGGUUCCCCGUUCUGAAAUGUGCUGGAAUUAUGCAAAACACACUCAGUUCUGUUUGUUCACCUGCUUCAUUUUGAUGGCAUAACACAGAAAGCUUUUUGUACAUUUUGGGAUUGCGCAAUCCAUCUCUGUCUUUGUGUAAGCAAAAUGAAACAUAACUUUGCAAGCUACAUGACAAACAGGCAUCAGUUACACACCCUGCCUUUCUUUGGUCAGUGUGUACCAGUGUUUGGAAGCUUUUAGAUUUUGCAUCCAUUUCUCUGAAUUGUAGGACCAGCCAUUUUCCUGGCAUGUAGAUCAUGCAUCCUGGAUCAUACAUGGUCUGGGCCUUUAAACCCUCCUGCUUCAGUUUUAUAUUGUCACCAAAGACCAAAAAGGGGGUUAUGUGUGUUUUCCAAUUACUAGCCCACAGAUUGGUGCCAGCCCAAAGUCUGCUUCCUGCAGGUUUGUGCAAAGGGAAAUCACUUAGUUUCCUACUAUUAUUGUGUGGGAAGGUUUUAAUACCUUGAUCAGCAAUUAGAUAUUGUUGUGGGAGAUUCUGUAGCGAACAUUUUUAGGCCACACAUACACACAGAUCUCUCUGCCCCCCAUCUUUGGAGGGAAGGGCAGAAAAAGUUGCUUGGGGGCUAGAUAAACUUGGAGGGUGGUGUAGACCAGUGUCCUUCAACUUUGGGUCCCUAGUUGUUGGAGCUACAACUCCCAUCACCCCAAGCCAGCUAUCCAGUGGUGAGGGAAGAUGGGUAGUUGAACAACAUCUGAAGAGCACUGGUGUAGACCUUAGUUGUUAUCCUUCUGUGAAGCAGCUUGUAAACCAGUGUUUCAUCCUCUCUCUCUCUCCCCCUAAUCACUUUACCCCUUUCCUCCCCCUGCCUAAAGCAGGGCAUCCUCUGGAGUCAGAUUUGGCCAGAAUCUUGACAACAGUUCCUGUCAUUGGUUUCCUUCAGCAACAUUUUGUAACUACUGUCAGCCAAAGGUUGUCCACUUCUGGGUAGGAGGAGCUCACCAAGCAGCAAUCUGCCCCUUCUGCCCCAUCCUCCUUCAAUAAUUUUGAUUGACUGAGGGAGAAGCUUGCCGGCAGGUUUGGGUGUAGGGCAAUGUAGCAUUGAGUGGGACCCAGGCCAGUCUACAGGUUGAAUAGUCAAGGUCACCGAAUCUGUUUAACCAGCUGUAAACCCUUUCUUAAAAAUCAGUUGGUUUUAUGUAUACAUUUUGUUGUAUUCUAUUCAUUCUUCCAUGAGCUCAAAAUAGUUUACACCAAGCUCCUAUUGAUCCUCUGCACAUCCAGUUGAUUAAUCCAUGUGGAAAAUGGAGUUCCCCUUCCUCUCAGACCUUCCAUUUGGUGCAUUCAGUCAGGCUGGUGGAAAUGCCGAUUCAGCCAUUGGUUUUAGCUGUGAAUAUGGGACCCUGCUCUGCCAAUAUUUAGCAGAGCGGGGUAGUUAAUUUUUAAGGAGGGAGCUCAAGGGAGUGGCACAUGCUUUGGAAACGACCUAAACUCUUUUAUCUAUUUUCCCAGACUCUACAUUGUAUUGCAUAGUUGGGGGAAGGAGAGGAAGCCAUGUGUUCUUGUUGGGGCUGGUUCCUUGUGUUGCACGUGGGAGCUGGAUAUUCUUCUAUUUUUUUAUUUUAUUUUUUUUUAAAGUAGACUUGGCAAGUCAUUAGGUGAAUCCAGGCAAAGGGAGCCACAAUUAUAACCCUGUUUCUCUCUUUCUCUGCCCUCCAGAUGUGCACACCCAGCAAUACUCCAGCCACGCCUCCCAACUUCCCAGACGCCCUUGCCAUGUUUUCCAAGCUGCGGACUUCAGAGAACCUUCAGAGCAGCAACAGCCCUAUCACAUCCAUGGCUUGCUCUCCUCCGGGUAGCUUCAGCCCCUACUGGGCUUCUUCGCCUCCAAACCACCAACCUGCCUGGAUCCCUCCUUCGUCGCCCACCAGUCACAACCUCCACCACCACCUCCACCACCAGCAGCCCAUGUGGCCUCCUGUGUCUCAGCAAGGGCCCCCCCAGCAGAAAGCCAUGGCGGCAAUGGAUGGCCAGAGAUAAGACUUAAUGUUUUUGGAAUGGGGGGAAAGAAGUUGAUAGGGUGGCGGGGGCGGUAAAGAGGGUGUGGCAAAUCCAAGGGGGCACAGGGAAAUGGGGUGGGGGUAUUUUUUCCCCCCCGAAGAUCGCACUGGAAUAUUUUAUAGUGGUUUUUUUUUUAAAAGAAAAAAAAAACUGAUGAGAUGUCGUCAUCAGCCCAAACCCCGAUGUUCCUUUCCCCCGUGCCCACCUUCCUUCUCUUCCCUUAUCCACUCUUCAGGAGAGUUAAUAACUGAUCUUUUUCUCUUUUUUAAAAGAAAAAAAAUUAUAUAACUAUAAUAUAUAAAUAUAUAAAUAUAUCUAAUGUAUAUACAUCACGAAUGAAAGCAACGGAAUUGCAAAGAUCCAGGUAGCAUUCUGCGAAAGCUGCCUGGAAAAAGAAGGGUGGCUGUGUUGGAUCCGGGGGGGUCGGGGGGGUUCAAGGUGUCUCCCUGUGUGCGCACGUGUAUGUAUGUGAUUGGGGGUGGCCGGGAGAGCUCGGAAAGUUGCCUCUCCUUUCCAUCCUUUCCCAAUUUUGUUGCCCUCCUCUUGAUUUUCCUUUGGCUCUUGGUUGUCAGGAGUUGCCUGUAGCAGCUGAGACGGUUGAGGGGCCUUGAGGGAAGAAACCCUCCUUGCUUAAAGGGAAAGCACAGGCCUCAGAUUCUGUGGCUGUCUGUGUGCCCGUGCGGUUCAGAGAGCCUCCUAGGCUGGGUGGGGUGUCACCUGCUAAAGGAAUUGAGCUUCUACUACCCCCUGCCCCAUGUUGUGACUGAGCGUGAGGGGUUGGGGAAGUAAUUUUCCACUGUGGGCUCCGCUCCGCAGGGCUCUCCUGUAGGCCACAGAAGGAGCCUGAAAAGAAAAGAAAAAAAAUGGAAUAGUGCAAAAUGUCAUGUUAUCGGGGCUGUAAAUCUUUGAGACCACGUUGAGUCCUGCUCAAGAUUUUGUACAUUCAAGGAGGCAAAUCUUGUCCUUUUUUGACAGGUGCCGAGACAUGUACAGUCUGGCAAAACCAGCCAGCUCUUCUAGCCUAUACAUGGGCUGGCAAAUUUAUGGGCGAGAGUGGGGUUUCGUGGGCUUGCGUCCGUGCUGUCAUUUGGGUUUAAACCCUUCUCCAUUGCCCCAACUUUGGCCUAUUGAAACCCUUUUUCUUCAACGGCUGCAGCAGGUGUGCUCCAAGUAGCAGAAACUAGAAAUGGGUUGGGGGUUUUGUUUUUUGGUACCUUACCACAGACUCUUUAUUGCUCUCCCACCCCCACCUGUCCCCUUCUUGUUUUUUGGGGGAAUGGUUUUCCCCUUCAGCUCUCAAGCUGGUUCCCUUUUUAAAAGGACAAAGUUUAAGCAUUUGGGAGGAUAAGCUGGAAGGGAAGUUGCUGAAGUUUUCAAAGGUAUAAAAACACAAACGUCAACCUCCCCAGAAGAUGGAUUAUUCGAAGGAGGACUCAAGAGAGUGCUCCCUGACAUCCGGCAGCAAGGGAGAUGCUGAGGCUCUUUUUGUUUUUUGUUUUUUAGGUUUUAAAAUCAGAAUCUUGCUUAAACAGGUUGAAGGUUUUAUAUUAAUUUAAAAAUAAAAAAAAUCACUUUUUUAACCAGA
Messenger RNA from Podarcis lilfordi (Lilford's wall lizard), 31854 nucleotides. NCBI's taxonomy places the organism in Eukaryota, Metazoa, Chordata, Lepidosauria, Squamata, Lacertidae. The record is from the annotation of a GenBank genome assembly.